GAAACCCCUCCUCCUUCCCAGCAGGCCAGAGGCUCUCGUUGAAGACGUACCCUGCGCUCGUUGCGCUGUUUCUGGAACCCGCCGCAUGUGUGUCCUUUCUGCGGCUGGCCUCCCAGUCUGCGGUAUUGUCUGGCCGACUCCACGAACCCAUUUAUAUCCCACGAUCCCCCUUCCUUGAUUCCUGCUCACGAAACCGCUCACCUUCACCUCUCACUUACUUCUCAGAUUCCAGACCCCGGCUUGGAACCGUUUCGCGAUACCCGGAUUUUUUGAUUGCUCAGAUCAAGAUGGUUUCUGAUGCUGCAAUGCUCUUGGAUCCGCGGAACUACAAGCGGCAGUUUCGCGCAAAUGACCCCAGGACCCAGGACUCGAGCGAUUCGCCACAGGCUGGCGCUGCAAAUGUCGCUACGCCAGCAGGUACAUUGUCCAUAGCGCAUCGCCUAUUGAACCCUCGACGUGACGGCACCCCCUCGGCGAACCGAAUGAAGCCCUCGCCGCGUGCUGAAACGGCCAGCUCGAGAAUCGACCGCUCAGGGCAGCAAAACAAGAUGGAGGCCGGGUCGGGCAUAGAGUUUCGGUUUGCGAGCCCUCAGGAGGAGUCUGGAAACGAUGCAAAGCGGAGCUCCGAGUAUCUAAAUGCCUUUAACGAGUCGCAGCACGGGAGCUUCAUAGAGGACAUGUACAACGUGGAGAGGCGGGGGAACCAUAUGCGCAAACGGCUGAAAAUGGACCACAACCAGAACUCGACGAAGAAGUCGAGUUUUCACCCGCAUGAGAACAAUGGACUAGGAAAGUGGAUGAAAAGUGAACAAGGAGUUUCCGACACCUCGUCUCCAGCAACACCUGACAUCGUGGAUUUGACUAUCGAAACACCCAGCCAUUCAAGCAAUGAUGAUGACUUGCAGGUUACAGGUGCCAAUAAUCUCAGCCACCAGAGAGUCUGCUAUGGGAAACUUGAAAAUGCCAUGAUCCAAGCGCAUUUUGUCCCGAAGCCUUCUGCAAAGAGUAUCUUCUCCGAUUCAAAACACGACUGGCCUUCGAUGAAACUGGCGGUGCACCGCCAAUCAGGUCCAGGCAACAGGAUCGCGGUCUCGGAUCCGAAUACAAAGGUGUUUGGGGCCAUUGAUGCAAAGACCGCCACGGCUAUUGCUCCACUUCUCGAUUUUCCUGCUUUGAAGGUUGAUCUAACUGCACGGCUGGAUGUUCGCAAGCGACUUCCAGGUGAGGAACCGUGGGGCCAUUGCUCUGCGUUGUACCGCGCUUCAAUCAAUCUCUAUGGCCUGCGCAAGGACGCAGAACUUAUCGGCAAACAUUUGGGACAGCAUAAUGUCUGGCUGGGCACUCCAAACUCUGUCGAGCCGGGAGUGCCCGUGUUCAAUCCCCAUGCAGAGAAAAGGCGGGCUCAGGCAAAUUUUGCACCAGUCGGCGGUCCUCGUGGACGACUUGGCAUCAACUACGAAAUUCGCACGGCCGAGGAAGUCAAUGAUGCAGUCAUGAAGAUGUUCGACCAGCUGAGGACUGCUGACAACCUCCCCGAGAUGGAGCCACCCGCGUCUGUCCAGACGCCAUUGCUUCGGCAUCAAAAACAGGCCCUGUGGUUUAUGUCGGAGAAGGAAAAACCUCGUAGAUUCGGUCCAAAGGAGGAAGAUAACAAUUCGCUUUGGAGAAUCCAUUAUCGUGCCAACGGCCGCAAACAGUACCGGGAGGUCAUUAGCGGUACGGUUGUGGACGAAGAGCCACCACAGACCUUAGGCGGUCUAUUGGCAGAUAUGAUGGGCCUGGGGAAGACGUUGAGCAUUCUCUCCCUCGUUGUUUCCUCCAUUCAGCAAUCGCGCGAAUGGGAGAACAUGGUACCCCAUCAGGAUCUGGUCCAUAGCCAGCCAGGGAUCCGCAACACCAGAACGACGCUUCUGGUCGUCCCCCUAAGCACUGUCAACAACUGGGUGGCACAGAUCAAGGAACAUCUUCGGGAGGACAGCCUCUCAUACAACGUUUUUCAUGGUUCUUCUAGGACGACUGACGUCGAAGAGUUGUCUCGUUUUGACUUGGUCAUCACAACUUACAGCAUCGUUCUGAGCGAGUUAUCCGGACGAGGCACCAAGCGCGGCGUAAGCCCCUUGACUAAGAUGAACAUGUUUCGGAUCGUGUUGGAUGAAGCGCAUACGAUCCGAGAGCAAAGUGCUGCUCAGACGCAGGCCAUCUUCAAACUCAAUGCCCAGCGCCGCUGGUCGGUCACGGGCACGCCGAUCCAAAACCGCCUGGAGGAUCUGUUGUCGGUGACCAAGUUUCUGAGCCUCUUCCCUUACGAUGACCGAAGUCGCUUCGGCGCUCAUAUCCUCAGCAGAUUCAAGACCGGGGAUCCGAGCGUGCUAGCCAGCUUACGUGUGCUCGUGGACUCGUUCACGCUGCGACGGGUCAAGGACACAAUCGACUUGCCUCCUCGUCAUGACCAAAUUAUCAGCCUGACUUUCACAGAUGAAGAGCAGCAGCUGCACGAGUUCUUCCGGAAAGAGUCGAACAUGAUGAUGAACGUGAUUGCCGGCGAAAGCAAGUCGAAGAUCGGUGGCCGUAUGUAUCAUCAUGUUCUCAAGGCCAUGAUGAUACUUCGGCAGGUCAGUGCCCAUGGCAAGGAACUUCUAGACAGGGACGACCGAGAACGUAUCAAAGGGCUGAGCGUCCAGGAUGCCAUUGACCUGGAAGAGGGAAACAAUGAUCCGACCGCGGCGGCGACCGAUAGGAAGGCAUAUGAAAUGUUCACUUUGAUGCAGAAUUCGGCCGGGGACUCGUGUGCGCUCUGUGGCAAACGGCUUGAAGAACCGGAUACAGGCAACGAUGCGGCCGACAGGAAGGCAGUCAUGGCCAUCAUGCUGCCAUGCUUCGACGUUCUCUGUCUGGACUGUUUUUCGGGCUGGCAGCAAGCCUUCGAUACUCAGGCCGGCUCAGAGGUUAAAUGCCAGGCAUGUGAGGGGUGGAUCCCGAUGGCAUAUUCCACUAUCACUCCCGCUGGCUUAAAGAAAUACCUGGUCGAGCAAGCCGAGGCCAAGCAAACUCGCAAGCAAGGCAAGACCCUAGGGGACUAUGAGGGCCCGCAUACCAAGACAAGGGCGCUCAUCGAUCACCUUCUGCAAGCCGCCGAGCAGACCAAGAUCCUGAAAGAAAACAGCGAACCCCCGAUCAAAAGCGUGGUCUUUUCUGCAUGGACAUCACAUCUCGACCUUAUCGAGAUCGCCCUACGAGACAACGGCAUCACGGGGUACACCCGUCUGGACGGCACCAUGUCCCUCGCAGCCCGCAACAAUGCUCUGCAGAUAUUUCGCGAUGACGACAGCGUGGUGGUCCUUCUAGCAACCAUUGGGGCCGGCGGCGUCGGUCUCAACCUGACCUCCGCCUCCCAAGUGUAUGUGAUGGAGCCGCAGUACAACCCUGCGGCCGUGGCCCAGGCGGUAGAUCGCGUCCAUCGCCUAGGGCAAACGCGCGAGGUUUCCAUCGUACAGUUCAUCAUGAAGAGCAGCAUCGAGGAAAAGAUCUUCGAGCUGGCCAAGAAAAAGCAACAGCUAGCCGACAUGAGCAUGAAUCGGGGCAAACUGGACCGCAAGGAAGUCCAGGAGCAGCGCAUGAGGGAAUAUCGCAGUCUUUUCAAGUAACUUUCCAAGCUAAUCACCAUUUUCAUCUUCUCCCUUCCUCCCCUUUUGGUUUUUUUUUUCUUUUCUUUUUACCGUGUGAAACCUGGCGCGGAUAUAUGCAGAUUACAAGACGGCUGGCGUUGGGCAUUUGAUAUUCUUCCAGCUUCAUCUGAUACCCGAUUCAUCAUACCUUUUUAUUGCUUUUUCUUUUUCUUUUUUUUUUAUUCUCAGUUAAUAUUUAGUGUCUACACCUCAAAGGGGCCACUUACACUCCAGUUACCAGGCAUAGAAUGCGAGCUUACGCUCUAUCCCUUCAGUCAUCUUUCGAGCAGUUUGAUAUACUUUACCGGGC
Molecule: messenger RNA, 3975 nt
Organism: Penicilliopsis zonata CBS 506.65
Lineage: Eukaryota; Fungi; Ascomycota; Eurotiomycetes; Eurotiales; Aspergillaceae
Exons: 3
Coding region: 288-3644 (1118 amino acids)
Molecular function (GO): ATP binding; ATP-dependent chromatin remodeler activity
Source: RefSeq, a predicted model, not a curated record